Cucumis melo (muskmelon) is the source of this 594-nucleotide messenger RNA. Its product is annotated as protein TIFY 5A-like. The coding region runs from base 75 to 431 and encodes 118 amino acids. NCBI's taxonomy places the organism in Eukaryota, Viridiplantae, Streptophyta, Magnoliopsida, Cucurbitales, Cucurbitaceae. The record is from RefSeq and is a predicted model, not a curated record. The transcript has 2 exons.
CCCACACAUAGAUAUUGAAUUUAUGUUUUAACAUUUAAUCUCUUCUUCUUCACCGCCAUUUCUCCCCCUCUCCAAUGGAGCACUUCCCCAACUUCAACUUGGAACUUUGUCUCUCUCCUCCUUCCUCCUCUCCUUCCACCACCACCACUACCGCUGCCGCCGCCUCCAAUUCAUCUUCACAACACAACCAUAUCACUCCCAUCGGUGUCCCCACGCCUGAUCUUACCGAGAUCCAGGCAAAGGCAAUAAUAGUAGAAGCCACGAGACAAAUGGAGGCCGAGAGAAGAUGGACGACAUGUCGGAUUAGUUCAUCAGCAGAGAGAGUAUGGAUGAGGAGCGGGGAAGCUAGCCCCUCCAUGAGGAGAUCAUUGCAGAGGUUUUUACAAAAGAGAAAGCUUCGCAUUCAAACACUUUCACCCUACACUCACUAACUUUCCAAAUUUUGGAAUAAUCGUGGCUUCUUUAUAAUUCUCUCUUCCCUUUUGUCAUUUUUCUUCUUUAGCUUUUAGGAGCUAUAAGUUUGUGUUUGGAUUGUAUUUGUACAUACUUGGAGCUUAUUAAUUUUCCAAUACAUUACCUACUUACAUUUCUCAA